CAAAACGAUAAAAACAAAGACAAAAGCCGGUGUUUCACUACCGUGAAGUUAUUUUGGGGUGUAUUUCGGACGAAGUUCAUACUUCAUAACGGUCGCCAUUUGCGCCACGACCACUCUUGGGUGUUAGUGAAAAGUUAUUAUUUUAGGUUAUUCCUAAGUGUUAUUUAAACUGUUAGAUCGUGCAACGAAACAGCAAUAUUUGGAAAUACGUAAUACAUAAAAGUUAUAAAAUCGUGUGUGAAGUGUGUUUAAUAUAUGCACUGAAAUUUAGAAAUGAAAAACAGAUUACCUCAGAAAAAUAUAUUUGAUAAACUUAUGAGAAGAGUGCCUACAUUUAUUAAUUAUUAAUCUACAUUAAGCAUUGGUUUAUACACAGUACCUGAGUGUUACAAUUAUGAAAAUACCAGAGACUGGAAAUGUUGGAGCAUAUUAUGGCAAUGAAGAACAUGGACAGUGGCAGCCAAAUGGUGUGAUCAUAGAUAACGGAGUGGGUGGUGGGAUUGUUGGUAGUGGAGACGCAGGUGUACUAAGACCACCCGCACCUGUAUACCCUGUGCACAUGCCAAGAGGGGGCCCAAUGAGCGGUGAGUGUAUGAUAGUCCACUGGUGCAUGGGACAGAAUAUGUACUCAAGUGAGUGCGGUUACAUGAUGGGUGGUGGUUACUAUGGUGCAGCUGGUCCAGGGUAUCCACCUGAUGACUUUUCUGACUACAUGUGGAUGGAAAAUGAAGAAGAGUUUGACAAACAGGUGAUGCAACAGCUGGAAGAAGAGGCGCUAAUGGAGCAAUGCAUAGAAGCUAUGUUAGAAGACGAACAGCGAGAAAGACGUGCCGCAAGGGACAAUGGACACGGCUCAACCACAAGCAACAGUUCAACUCCUGUGUCCCUUCAAGAAGCCAUCUCAAAGUCUACCCUUAAUCCCUUAGCUGCUGAGUUUGUGCCAGGAAGAGCUCGUCCACCACCAGAAGAGAGAUCAGAUCCACCAGAAUCAAAGGAGCUACCCAAGGAAGAUACACAGACCACUGAACCAGAAAGUACAGAUGCACAGAUUACAGAUGAAAAAGAAUCAACACCACAAACAGAACCUCCAGAAGUGAGUGCAGCAGAUGUUCAACCAAUCGAAGACGACAAGAAGUCAAAAGAAAAACCCAAAUCAAAGUCUGACAAGAAGAAGCCAGAAGUUAAACCGAAAGCAAAAGUUGACAAUAAAGUAAAAAAAGACCCCAAACUUAAAACUGUACAAAGUGAUGUGAAAGCCGCCCCAAGUGAAAGUGUUAAGAAUGAAAUUAAAAGUGUUCAAAGCGAGAAAUGUGUCAAAAGUGAAGUGCAAAGUGAAGAUAACCAGAGCAUAGAGGUUGUUAAGCAAUCAUCCCAACCACCAUCCGACGAGCCUUCAUCUGGAUUCAAACCCGUAAACUACGCAGCAGCUGCUAAGGCCAACAAACCCAAGAAAGCCACUACGCCUCCUGCCUCACUCCCCGAGAAGACCAUACCACCCAAAACUGAGAAACCAAAAGAUAAAAACCCACCGAAAACCACAGCCCCAAAAGUAAAAACCGACAAACCGGCUGUCAAAGUUGACAAACCGAUCCAAAGGAAGAAUUCAACUAAAUAAAAAAAUACAAAUUAUCUUUGGGUUAAAAUUUAAAUGUACAAAAAUAUGUAAGUGAUUAAAAUUAUGUGGGUUUGCAGUUUUGACAUAUUAACAUAUAAAUUAUCAAACAAACCGUUUCAAACCCGCUUAGUUUUAUAUCUUUCGGUAAUAUUUCGGUAAUAUUUUGGUAAUAUUUAGGUAACUGCUUGGUUGAGUAAGUGUCAAAAAAUGUAGAUGAAAUAUGCUUUAAAAGGCGCAAAAUGAACUGUCAAAUUUGUAGAUAUUGACAUUUGACACGCUCCAUAGACAAGAUCAGCCAAGUGAAAUUCAAAUUUCGCACGUUUUAUGUAUUUUAAUGUAUAUCUGGGGUGUAUUCCUUUUUAGUGUAUGAAUAACUAAUGUAAAAUUAUUAUGUGAUAUUAUCCAAGUUGCAUUUUUCCCUACGAAAAAUUUUAUAAUUGACAAAAAAAAAUUUAAAAAGCAUGUAAAAAUAUAUGGUAUUGUUAUAUAAGUUUAUUAUAAAUUUAAAAAUAUUAGAGUUGUUAGUAAUUGGAUGAUGUGACUUUUUUCAAUAAUUUAACAAAAAUCGAAAAUGUCGUUGGAUGUUUCUGUAAAAAUACUGAAGAUUUAUACAAACUUUAAAAUUUCUUUAUAUUUUUGUUUUACAUGCAGGUAUUAUAAAAAGUCACACCAACCAUGAUUAAUUUUAAUGAAGUCCAAUAUAAUUAGAUAUUGAAUAUUGAAAAAAAAAAUGUACAUUUACUAUAUUAAAAAUGUAUAUUGCACGUUUCGCGUGAAGUUAAUAUAGCUAGCACUAAGGAAAGUAGGAUUGCAUAGUUAUUUGAAAUCUUUUUUGAAUUAUGUUUACUCACUAACAAUUUCGUUUAAAAUUCAAUUGAAGUGUUGCAUGCUGUUAUAUAAUUAAAUCCAGAAUUUACAGAAGUAAAGCUACAAGAACAGAAUAUCCGUUUCAAGCAAAAAUAUAAAGAUAUCUCGGCUGACUGGAGAGCUCAAUUCUUUUGUACGCGCGACAAAAAAUUUUUUAGAAAUUUUUAUAGUAACUAAUAAAUAAGGCCUUAAUCCAGAAAUUAUUAGAGAAUAUAAUACAAAAGGAAUGAUGUAAGUUAAAGUUUAACUGUAUUGAUCGGCAAAAUCUAUAAUUUUUU
Pieris napi is the source of this 2760-nucleotide messenger RNA. RefSeq names its product muscle M-line assembly protein unc-89-like (gene Paip2). The record is from RefSeq and is a predicted model, not a curated record. Gene Ontology annotation, cellular component: cytoplasm. NCBI's taxonomy places the organism in Eukaryota, Metazoa, Arthropoda, Insecta, Lepidoptera, Pieridae. The transcript has 9 exons. Gene Ontology annotation, biological process: negative regulation of translational initiation. Gene Ontology annotation, molecular function: mRNA regulatory element binding translation repressor activity. Bases 395 to 1615 code for a protein of 406 amino acids.